Molecule: messenger RNA, 387 nt
Organism: Cryptomeria japonica (Japanese cedar)
Lineage: Eukaryota; Viridiplantae; Streptophyta; Pinopsida; Cupressales; Cupressaceae
Product: nicotinate N-methyltransferase 1-like
Exons: 1
Coding region: 1-387 (128 amino acids)
Biological process (GO): methylation
Molecular function (GO): O-methyltransferase activity; S-adenosylmethionine-dependent methyltransferase activity; protein dimerization activity
Source: RefSeq, a predicted model, not a curated record
AUGGAAGCCCAUCUCCAGCUUUAUGAGAUAAUGCUUUCUGCUGCAAAGCCCAUGGCUCUCAAAGCUGCUGUCUUGCUUAACAUCCCACAGAUUAUAGCUACACAUGGCAAAGAAAAUCCUCUCUCUGUGGAGGAAAUUGCUGAACAUAUUUCUGCCUCCACAAAAGAUAAGGUUCCACAGAAGGAAAACUUGUCUAGGAUUCUGAGAUUGCUGGCUUCUUGUGGGGUCUUCACUGAAGAUGUAGAUGAGCAAACCAAGCAAAUGAAAUAUGGGUUGAACAGUGUUUCAAAAUUGCUAGUGAAGGAAGAAAACAGGGAUUCCCGUGAGCAAUUUCUGAUGUUGGUGACAGAAAAAAGUUUAUGUGGAUCCUCAACACCAUUUUCGUGA